Messenger RNA from Elaeis guineensis (African oil palm), 806 nucleotides. Its product is annotated as large ribosomal subunit protein uL24y. Gene Ontology annotation, cellular component: ribosome; large ribosomal subunit. The record is from RefSeq and is a predicted model, not a curated record. Gene Ontology annotation, biological process: translation. Gene Ontology annotation, molecular function: RNA binding; structural constituent of ribosome. NCBI's taxonomy places the organism in Eukaryota, Viridiplantae, Streptophyta, Magnoliopsida, Arecales, Arecaceae.
CUACCGCAUCUCCCUUCGUAUAAGGGAUCCUUUUCCGCCAUUCUCCGAGAAAGAAACCCUGUCUCAGCCCAGCCGCCGGAGAGGAGACGCGACGAUGAAGUACAACCCGAGAGUUUCGAGCUCCCGGCGCAAGUGCCGGAAGGCGCACUUCACGGCGCCGUCGAGUGUCCGGCGGGUGCUGAUGAGCGCGCCUCUCUCGUCGGACCUCCGCAACAAGUACAACGUCCGCUCCAUCCCCGUCCGCAAGGACGACGAGGUCCAGGUGGUGCGUGGCACCUUCAAGGGCCGUGAGGGCAAGGUCGUGCAGGUGUACCGCAAGAAGUGGGUGAUCCACGUCGAGCGCAUCACCCGGGAGAAAGUGAACGGCGCCACCGUUAACGUCGGCAUUCACCCCUCCAAGGUCAUCGUCACCAAGCUCAAGCUCGACAAGGACCGCAAGGCCCUCCUCGACCGCAAGGCCCGCGGCCGCGCCGCCGACAAGGCCAAGGGUAAGUUCUCCGCCGAGGAGGUCGCUGCCGCCGCCGCUCCCUCCCUCCAAGAGGUCGACUGAUCAUCCGAUCGUUCUAUUGGUCAUAGCAAUAGAUCUAUGGGAUCUCGUUCUUUAUCUGCUUGUCUGGGUAUCAUCUAUUAGGGUUUUUGUUUUUUUUGCUUUUGUUACUAGUGUUGAGAGAUUUUGGCUCUAAGAUGGAAAAAGUUAUAAGUUUUGAACUCUGUGUUAUUUCUGCUAUAUCAUAUGUUGAUUUAAGACGAUGUUUUUCUUAUUCCUUAGUUCUUAUUCGGAUUUGGAUUUACUGGUUUGAUCUGCA